Trametes versicolor FP-101664 SS1 is the source of this 1500-nucleotide messenger RNA. Its product is annotated as CyP450 monooxygenase. Bases 1 to 1500 code for a protein of 499 amino acids. Gene Ontology annotation, molecular function: iron ion binding; heme binding; monooxygenase activity. The record is from RefSeq and is a predicted model, not a curated record. The transcript is spliced from 10 exons. Lineage: Eukaryota; Fungi; Basidiomycota; Agaricomycetes; Polyporales; Polyporaceae.
AUGUUCCUCGCAUGUCUCUCACGUUAUCGGAAGUCAUCCAGCAGCCGUUUGCCGUUACCCCCAGGCCCACACCGACUACCGAUUAUUGGGAAUGUGUUCGACAUGCCAAAACGAUACGCCGGCGCAGACUUCAAUGCACUCUCCGACAAGUACGGUGACAUGGUGUACAUGGACAUCCUCGGCCAACCUAUGCUCAUCCUUGGCUCGCAUGACAUUGCCCUCGACCUUCUCGAGAAACGUUCGGCACUGUAUUCUGACAGAGUCCGAUCUGCCAUGGUAGACCUAGCUGGCUUUGACUGGCUCUUGGCGACGAUGCCCUACGGUCCCUGGUGGAGACGCCACAGACGGGCCUUCCACCAGUUCUUCAACCCCACCGCCAUUGUGGAGCUCCGAUCGAUACAGCGUACCCAGGUGGGUCACUUUCUGAACCGCCUCAUCAACACACCGGACGACUUCUAUGAGCAUAUCAGGCAUCUAUUUUCCGCGACGAUCAUGCGUGUGGCGUACGGAAUACGGAUCUCGGAGAAGAGCGACUCCGAAUACAUGAGAAUAGCGGAGGAAGGGGUUGCGGCGGUCAGCCGCCUGCUCAGCCCCGGCAAGUACCUCGUCGAGCAGCUCCCCAUCUUGCGCUUCCUUCCAAAGUGGAUGCCGGGCGCGCAGUUCCGGCGCGAUGCGGCCGAUGCACAGGUGGCCACGCACAAGAUGCGCAAUAUCCCCUGGUCGCGCAGUCUCGAGGCAAUGGUUCUCCCAUCUAUGACCACUGAAAUGAUGGAGCGUAUGCGUACGCUGGAGGGCUCCGAAGCUGAGAACGAAGAGCUCGUAGCCCGGAAUACUACCGCGGCGGCGUAUGCCGGUGGUGCGGAUACGACUCUCUCGCUGAUCCAGGCAUUCUUCCUCGUCCUCGCGUCAUUCCCUGAAGUGCAAGAGAAAGCUCGAGUCGAGCUGGAUGCAGUCGUCGGCCCGCACCGCCUGCCUGACUUUGACGACCGCGACGCGCUGCCAUAUGUCUGCGCAGUCAUCAAGGAGUGCAUGCGCUGGCAUGCUAUCGCGCCGCUCGGCGUACCGCACCGCUUGAUCCGGGACGACGAGUAUCGCGGGUACCUGAUCCCGAAGGGUACACUGGUUAUCGCGAACCUAUGGGCGUUCUCUCGCGACGAGCGGCAGUACCCAGACCCCGAAGCCUUCCUCCCGGAGCGCUUCCUGAAAGACGGGAAACUGAACACUGAUAUUACUGAUCCCUCGGAAUUUGCAUUCGGUUACGGGAGGAGGAUUUGUCCCGGUCUCCAUUUCGCAGAAUCUUCGCUCUUCCUAACCCUCUCCUCGGUGCUGCACACGCUCUCUGUCACCCCACCGCUCGAUGCGGCAGGGAAGCCUCAGCGGCCGAAGAUCAAGAUGACCACGGGUGUUAUAUCGUACCCAGAGCCUUUCAAAUGCGUCAUCAAGCCUCGCGCGCCCUGGGCCGAGGCCCUCAUUCGUGCGAACGACCAGUUGACGGCGUAA